AUGCCCAGGAAUGGUUGCCUCUGCCCUUCACUGAUCAUCACAUUCUCUUUGGCUGUGUUUUUCCAGUCCCAGAUGAUAAUCAGAAGCCUCAACCCCUGCUUGGAGGUAGGUGUGCUUUUGAAAUAUGAGCUGAUGUUUCCUCUGGACAGUGCCAGCCAUUAGGCAGAGUGAAGCAGCUGAUUUUUAAUGUCAAUUGUCCUUCUUACUGUGAUUAGAAGAGAGAUAAGCACCUGUAGGAUUUUCAGCCUCAGCUGUCGGAACAACACAGCUGCACUUAGAUACUCUAGGCACCAUGACGUGGGGUGAGCACGCACAAAGGCAUAAUGUACUGGUUUGACUCUGUGAAAUAGGGGUGUAGGAAGCUGGCUUUUACUGACUCAGACCACUCUGAUCAAUCUAGCUCAGUAAUUUCCACAUUGACUGGCAGGAGGUCUCCAGGAUUUCAGGGGAGGAAUCUUGCCCAGUCCUGCCUGGAGAUACCAGGGAUUGAAUUUAGAACUUUCUGCAUUGCUUGGGGAUUGGACUAGAUGACACUCUGAGUUCUUUCUAACUCUGUAUUUCUAUGAUUCCAUGAAUGCAAAGCAGGUAUUUUGCCACUGAGCCUUCCUCUGGAACCUUUUCUCUCCUCCUGCCGAUAUCUCUGAAUCUCUUGACUCAGAGUGCUAGAGUUUUUUUUCUUUUGUAAACCAAAGUGGUUGGAAACAGGGGUGUGUGUGUUUAUGCAAAUAUUAAAGCCUUCUUGUACCCAGUUUCUCCUAGUGCCCAUCAGUGAGGAUUCUAAGGGGCCAAAGAAAGCACAGAUUCAUUCUGGUUGUAGUGAAAUAGCAAGGCUGUGCAUACGACAUUUAAAGUACAUUCCAAGCUGGGGUGCCGGGUAUGGGGCUUCAGCCCCCUCAAUAUUUUAAGGCAGGGGGCAGAACCCCCCCUCAAUAUUGAGGGGAAUGCCAUCCCCUGUCACCCUUGGGUGAGCACUGGGUGAGGGUGACGGGUGAUUUAUGCCCUCCACACACACCCGCCUCAGUCACCAGAGCAUCCUGGCAGGCACCUACAUGUCCCGGCAGGUGUGGCCUUAUGGGGGGCAUUGUCUUGUGCGUGUGACAUCAUGCAUACACGACAACUCUCCCAUGUGGGGCCCAGCUCAGCGCGCCUGAUGUAAAGCACAUGACUUCCCCUGCAGAACACUAGUUUGUUAAGGGUGGUGGGAAUUGUAGCUCUGUGAAGGCUAAAUUAUUUUUCCCAGAAUUUUCCAGGGGAAGUCAUGUGUUUUAAAUGUCUUUAAAUCUAUGAUGUGUUUGUAGCACUACUUCUGCCCCAGUGCUUUACUGCCUUGCCCUUCCCACUCUCCCUCUUGGUUAAGUCAUUGUGAUGGCUGUGACAGAAGGUAAAGUAGUAAGUCUUGUCCCACUGACCACUGUUGUGCAGAUUGUUGCUUGGUCAUUCCUAACAAUUAGGCAUGUCUUCCUCAUUCUCUGUAGCAUCCUUAUAAACACAGUUUUAUUGAAAUGACCUGUUCAUGUUUCAGGUGAUCCCAGGUAUCACUUACAAAUGCAUGGAGCUGAACCUCAGUGCUAUUCCACCGGAUAUUCCAAAUUCCGCCCAGAGCCUGGAUCUCAGCUUCAACCCACUGGGAAUCCUGACCUCAAAUUAUUUCUCACCACUCUUCGCACUGAAUUUUCUGGACCUCACUAGGUAAAGUAGUGUAUUUUUAUUGCUGAGACCACUGGCCCAAUUGGCUUCAUGUCAUGUUGAGAGCCAACGAUAACAGAUGCAAAGCUGGUGCAAAUGUAACAGUUGGUGCAAACAUUACAGCAUCUGCUACAUAAAGCUACAGGGAUGGGGGUCUCCAGGCAUGUCUGUAUGGUUCUUGGGACUCUUCCCAUGACCCAGCUUUCCACCCUCCAGAAGUUUUUUGUAUAGCUGCAAAUUGUGCUUAAGCUUUGAUAAUGCUUCUUGCUUGCUUGGAUGGAGGCAAGAGGCAUGUGAAUGUAUAGAAACAGGCCUACUGUGCAGAAGGUAAAAUUUACAUUCUUUUGCUCUCCCUAAUUCUGCAUUCACCACUUAAUCCACCGCUUGAAGGUUGCCGGGAAAGGAAUAUGGCCCUUGGCCGGAAAAACACGAUGCUUAUGAUAUUUAUGAAUUACGAAUCACGAUUCAUGAUUUAGGAUUCAUGAUAUUUAUGAAUUAUGAAUUACGAAUCACGAUUCAUCCUUUAAGGUUUCACGAUAUUUAUUAAUUAUGAAUUAGGAAUCACGAUUCAUGAUUUAGGAUUCACGAUAUUCACGAAUUAUGAAUUAGAAAUCACGAUUCAUGAUUUAGGAAUCACGAUUCAUGAUUUAGGAUUCACUAUAUUCAUGAAUUAUGAAUUAGGAAUCACGAUUCAUGAUUUGGGAUUCACUAUAUUUACGAAUUAUGAAUUAGUAAUCACGAUUCAUGAUUUAGGAUUCACGAUAUUCACGAAUUAUGAAUUAGUAAUCACGAUUCAUGAUUUAGGAUUCACGAUAUUCACGAAUUAUGAAUUAGGAAUCACGAUUCAUGAUUUAGGAUUCACUAUAUUCAUGAAUUAUGAAUUAGGAAUCACGAUUCAUGAUUUAGGAUUCACUAUAUUCAUGAAUUAUGAAUUAGGAAUCACGAUUCAUGAUUUAGGAUUCACUAUAUUCAUGAAUUACGAAUUACGAAUCACGAUUCAUGAUUUAGGAUUCACGAUAUUUAUGAAUUACGAAUCACGAUUCAUGAUUUAGGAUUCACGAUAUUUAUGAAUUAUGAAUUAGGAAUCACGUUUCAUGAUUUAGGAUUCACGAUAUUUAUGAAUUAGGAAUUAGGAAUCACGAUUCAUGAUUUAGGAUUCACGAUAUUCAUGAAUUACGAAUCACGAUUCAUGAUUUAGGAUUCACGAUAUUUAUGAAUUAUGAAUUAGGAAUCACAAUUCAUGAUUUAGGAUUCACGAUAUUUAUGAAUUAUGAAUUAGGAAUCACGAUUCAUGAUUUUUGAUUCAUGAUAUUUAUGAAAUAUGAAUUACGAAUCAUGAUUCAUGGUAUUUAUGAAUUAUGCAUUAUGAAUCAUGAAUUAUGAAUCGUGAAUUAUGAAUUAUGAAUUAUGAAUUAUGAAUCAUGAAUCAUGAAUCAUGAAUCAUGAAUCAUGAUGUACUAUUAUUGAUAUUUAUGAAUUAUGAAUUACUUUAUGACAUGAUUCAUGAUAUUUAUGAAUUAUGAAUUAAGAAUUAUGAAUUGUGGUUUAUUUAUGGUUCCUGAUUCCUGAUUCCUGAAUCAUGGUAUUUAUGAUAUUUUUGAUAUUCAUGAUUUAUAAUUUAUAAAUUAUGAAUUGUGAAUUGCUUUUUAUGAAUUAUGAGUUAAGAUUUAUGAAUUAUGAUUUAUGAUAUAAUAAACCACAGAGCCUAGGGCUUGCCAAUCAGAAAGUUGGCGGUUUGAAUCCCCGCGACGGGGUGAGCUCCCAUUGCUUGUUCCCUGAUCCUGCCAACCUAGCAGUUGGGAAGCACGUCAAAGUGCAAGUAGAUAAAUAGGUACCACUCCGGUGGGAAGGUAAACAGCAUUUCCAUGCUCUGCUCUGGUUUUGCCAGAAGCAGCUUAGUCAUGCUGGCCACAUGACCCGGAAGCUGUACGCCAGCUCCCUCGGCCUACAGAGCGAGAUAAGCACGUAACCCCAAAGUCGUCCGCAACUGGACCUAACGGUCAAAGUACCUUUAUCUUUACCUACCCUGCCUAUCUGACUGGGCUCCUCCUUACAGUUGGUUGGGGUGUUUGUGAGCAGGACAAACAAGUGCUUGCCUUAUCUUUGUGGUGAGGGUAAAUUCCACUAAUUUCUGGUGUGUGUGGAAGUAUAUAAUCCUGGUGGUGGCACAGGAAUUCAACCUCCUCCAAGAUCCCGUAUUUGCUACUACUACAAGCCAUGGCUAGUUUUCAACCAUUAGCUCAAAGAGAACAAUGACACACCUCAGCGGUGUUUCAAUCUCAGGAGCAUAAUAGAAGGGAAAAAUUGGAUGCUCCCACAGGCCAGUGGGGACCAGCUUGCUAUGUUUCAAUAUAUGCUGUAAGCCACCCAGAGUGGCUGGGAAAAUCCAACCAGAUUGGUGGGUAUUAUUAUUACUAAUAAUCCCACUCCCCACCACAACAAUGCAUCUGGAAUAAUGCUUCAUCAUUAUGAGCACUGCUUCAACCAACAAAACUUAUUGUUUGAGGGGGCUUCUGAGAUUUUUUGAGUUUGAAAGCUAAAUUAUCCCACAAACAGUCCUGAUCUGCUGGGCAGAUAAGGGAUAAGGCAACCUCUCAAGUGACCUGGUCCUGGGCUGUAUAAGGCAUCAUACAUUACUACCAACACCUUGAACUUGGCCCAGUAGCCAAAUGGCAGCCAGUGCAAAUCCCCCAAGCCAGGUGUUAAAUGUUGGCAGUUGGUUUCCCUGCAGCUGGAGCCUCUGGACUAAUCCCAUGCAUAGCCUCGCAGAGGAAAAGGCAGUGAUCCAAAGGACUUCCCUUUGGAGUUUUCCUGAAUUGCAAGGGUUUGGACUAGUCACUAGAUGAUCCUGGGGGUCCCUCCCAACCCUACAUAAAAUAAAAUGGUGCAAUAAAAUGGUGGCCUGCUUGUACAGACAAUCCUCAUUUUGUGCUCCAUCUUCCUUGGGACAGCUCUUUAGAUAUUUGAAGAUGGCUAUCAUAUCUCCUCUCACUCUUCUCCUUCAUAAGGCUCAGUUUCCAGACCCUUGACCAUCUUGGUUGCCUUCCUCUGCAGACGUUUCAGCUUAUCAAUAUCCUUCUUAAAUUGUGGCACCCAAAACUGUACACAGUAUUCCAGCUUGUUCUGACCAAGGCUGAAUAGAGCGGGACUAUGAUGUCAGCUGAUCUGGACAUUAUACUUCUGUUGAUGCAGAAUAUUUUACACCCCCACCUCCAAACACUGCCUCCUUGGUCAUGAGUAGUGACAGGGAUUACCCUUAUCUCCCUUGAAAAGUACAAAGAAAUGAAUUUGGAAGAAUGACAUCAUUUCCCAGUUGCUCUUUCAGCUCUAUGAAUUUUUCAAGGUUCAGAUUAAUUCUGAUGGAUCUGAACUUUGUCCAGAUACUUUGGAAUAGUGAAGGGGGGAUGUACACAUACACAUACGCAUACACAUACACAUUUUCUCUGUUUGUGGAAGGUUAAGAGAUGGAACCAGAGGGAAUGACAGCCUCAGCAUUUCCCAAAAAGUCCAAAUGUGCCCAUGAGCUUAAAGAGGUUGAUGGCUGCAUGGAGCCCAUGAGCAGCCCCUGUUUUCAGAUUCUCUUCUUUUUCCCCAACAAUAGAUGCAACAUCCAGAAUAUCGAAGACAAUGCCUUUGCUGGUCUCUGUAAUCUUUCUGUCUUGAUCCUGACUGCCAAUCCUCUCCAUUUCCUGGGUGCAAGAGCUUUUCAUGAUUUGACAUCCUUGAAAAGACUGGUAGCUGUACAAACUGAACUAUACUCCCUGGACAACCUGCCCAUUGGACAAUUGACAUCUCUCCAAGAACUGAAUCUGGGAAACAACUACAUUGAUUCACUGAAGCUUCCUGAAUAUUUUUCCCGCCUACUAUUUCUAAAGUUUUUGAACCUCCAAGCAAACAAGAUAUCUUCCAUUUCGGUAGGAGAUUUGGAUGCACUGUCAAGCCAGAACCUCACACUUGUGCUAUCUAAGAAUGACAUAAAACAUAUUGAGGUAAAUGCCAUUGCAGGACUUCACCUUCAGAAACUAUCUUUGAGAGGCUGCUUUGAGAGUAGCACCAUUAUGCAAGCCAGCCUUCAGAAUCUGACUGGUUUAUAUGCCAACAGUUUAGUGUUAGGAGAAUAUAGGAACAUUAAGAAGCUGCAGACUUUCAGUAAAGGUAUCUUGGAUGCCCUAUGUCAUAUGCGCUUGCAGGAGAUAACUCUCAUCUCCACUAAUGGUGAUGUUGAUAAUACAGAUGACCUCUCUCUUUGCUUGAACAACUUCUCCACUAUACGACUGGUAGAUACCUACAUAAAAGACGUGUCAAAUUUCCCAGAAAACUCAAGCAUACGCCAUCUUGAAUUCAAGGACUCCAGAUUUAGACAGGUGCCUUCAGUGAGGUUGUCUUCCUUGAAGGAGCUAAGAUCGCUUCACAUCACCCGCACCAAACAGCUUGUUGUAUUUAAAGAGGACUUUCAGGGACUGCAGAAGCUCGAGGCCCUGGAUCUCAGUCAGAAUGCGCUUACUGCUGACCUUUGCUGGCUCUGCCUCAGAAAAGGGGUUCCAAAUUUGAAGUAUUUGAAUCUUAGCUUCAAUGUUAGAAUCAGUUUAGAGCCUGAGUGCUAUGGCCUCCCCAAACUGGAAAUGAUGGAUUUACAACAUACCACACUCAGUGGAGCAGGAGAGGUCCCUGUUUUUCUGUGCCUUCCAAAUCUCAUCUACCUUGAUAUUUCACACACCCAGACAAAUAUUCAGUCAGAAUGUACAUUUUGUGGGUUGAAAAGUCUGCAAGUGCUGAAAAUGGCUGGCAACACCUUUGAAAACAAUAAGUUGCUUAACACCUUAAAGAACCUCAGCAGUCUGCGAAUCUUGGACAUUUCCAAUUGUCGGCUGCAGUAUCUCUCCCUUAACAGCCUAGCCAGCCUCCAUGAGCUCCGCGAACUGAACAUCAGUCAUAACAAGCUCCUGGGCCUCCAUCCAGAGGCCUAUGUCCACCUCCAAGCCCUCACUAUCCUGGAUUUCCAUAGCAACCAGUUGUCUGUUUUAACAGAGAAGGAUCUACAGAAUUUGCCCAGCAGCCUGAAGAAUCUGGACCUCUCUCAGAAUCUUUUUGAUUGCUCCUGUGAGAACUUGCAUUUCUUGCAGUGGGCCAAAGGGAACAGGAACCUCCUCUGGCAUGUUGAAAACAUGAUCUGCCACAGCCCCAAGCACUUAAGAGAUGCCCGUCUGAUGAAUUUUGACCUAGCUUCUUGCAGUGUCAGUACAGCCACAGUGGCUAUCUCAAUGACCAUUUCUGUGGUUCUAGUCUUAUCUUUGAUUCUGGUUUAUAAGUACUAUUUUCACCUGUAUUAUUUGGCAGUGUUGCUUGGUGGACGCCGUCGCUCUGCUGAGGAGGACAAUGUCUACGAUGCUUUUGUCAUUUACUCCAGCAGAGACCAGGAGUGGGUGAGACGGGAGUUGGAGGAAACUCUAGAAAUGGGAGUGCCUAGUUUCCGCCUCUGCUUCUUCUAUCGUGAUUUCAUCCCUGGAGUGCCUGUCAUCACCAACAUUAUCAAACAAGGCUUCCAGAGCAGCCGGAAAGUCAUCACUGUUGUCUCUAGUCACUUCCUGGAGAGCCGAUGGUGUAACUUUGAGCUUGAGGUAGCUCAGUCUUGGCAGCUGCUGGACAGCAAAGCCAGUAUGAUCUGGGUUGUCCUAGAUGGGACGGACAAAGCAGUUCUGCAGCGGAAGUUGGGCCUGUUCCGCUACUUGCGGAGGAACACCUAUUUGGUGUGGAAGGACUCUGAGUUGAACCGGCAUAUAUUCCUGAGACAGCUGCGGUCAGCCUUGCUUAAUGGCUAA
Messenger RNA from Podarcis lilfordi (Lilford's wall lizard), 7505 nucleotides. Lineage: Eukaryota; Metazoa; Chordata; Lepidosauria; Squamata; Lacertidae. The record is from the annotation of a GenBank genome assembly.